UUGGCUUGCCCUUGAGUUAAUGCUCUUGCUGUCACCUUUUGACUCUUUGGCUUCCUUUUUGCUUUCCUUAGGUCAGCGUUUCUCUCCCCACCUCUUCCUUAUAGCUUCAUUUGUUCUAUUUAUGCAGGACCAACAGACCUUGGCCUUGGACACUUGUCUUUGCUCAUCUAAGAAAGAAAAUUAAUAGAAACUUUAGAGAGGAAGAAAGACCUAGCUGAAGAAAAUUUCAGAAGACUUUUUUUGUGUAAAUUAAAGCAGAGAAGUGAAAAAACAAGGUGUGAAAUGGGUAGGCCUCCUUGUUGUGAUAAAGAGGGAGUCAAGAAAGGACCAUGGACUCCUGAAGAAGACAUCUUAUUAGUCUCUUAUAUUCAAGAACAUGGUCCUGGGAAUUGGAGGGCUGUUCCUACCAAUACAGGGUUGCUUAGAUGUAGUAAGAGUUGCAGACUUAGAUGGACUAAUUAUCUCAGGCCAGGGAUCAGGCGUGGUAACUUUACUGACCAUGAGGAGAAGAUGAUAAUCCACCUUCAAGCUCUUUUGGGCAAUAGGUGGGCUGCCAUAGCUUCAUACCUCCCACAGAGAACAGAUAAUGACAUUAAAAAUUAUUGGAACACCCAUUUGAAGAAGAAGCUCAAUAAGAUUCAAUCAGGCGCGGAAGGCCAUUCAAAAGAUGGGUUUUCUUCACCAUCACAAUCAAUCACAAGAGGUCAGUGGGAGAGAAGGCUCCAAACAGAUAUCCACAGGGCCAAGCAAGCUCUUAGUGAGGCCAUUUCCCCAGAGAAGCUAAGCAACUCUGGCUUGUCUGAAUUGAAGCCCUCUACUGGGUGCUUGUCUAACACAAAGCCAGCAGCUCAAUCAUCAACCUAUGCAUCUAGCACUGACAACAUAGCCCGGUUGCUCAAAGGUUGGGUGAGAAAUUCACCAAAGUCAGCUAGGAGUAACUCAGCUAUAACUCAAAAUUCCUUAAACAACAUGAGUGGGACUGAUUCAGUAUCCAGUGAAGGGACUCCAAGUAAGGCAAUCAAUGGGAUUGAACAAUCUGAGACAUUUGAAUCUCUGCUCGCGUUUGAGUCUUUUGACUCUUCACAUUCGGAUACAUCACAGUCUAUGUCACCUGAGGCAAGCCUUUUCCAAGAUGAAAGCAAGCCUUUGCCAUUGUCAUUGCUUGAGAAUUGGUUGUUUGAUGAAGGUGCUAGUCAAGGGAAAGAAUUCCUUAGUGAUUUCUCAUUAGAUGACAAUGCUAAUUUUUUCUAAAAUGGUUGUUGUUUUGGGGCAUCUUUUUUGUUCUAGGUCCUGAACUGAUUGAAUUUAAUAGUUGCCUUGACAGAAGGAGUUUCUUAUUGCUUUAGUGCUAGAGCAAAAGUGUAAAUUUCACAUUAUUGUGUUAAAAUGUCCUGAUUGAGAAUAAAUUAAUUUCCAGUCU
Quercus robur (English oak) is the source of this 1420-nucleotide messenger RNA. RefSeq names its product myb-related protein 306-like. The transcript has 3 exons. The record is from RefSeq and is a predicted model, not a curated record. Bases 283 to 1251 code for a protein of 322 amino acids. Gene Ontology annotation, biological process: response to auxin. NCBI's taxonomy places the organism in Eukaryota, Viridiplantae, Streptophyta, Magnoliopsida, Fagales, Fagaceae.